Messenger RNA from Bolinopsis microptera, 3349 nucleotides. RefSeq names its product probable E3 ubiquitin-protein ligase HERC1. The transcript has 26 exons. The coding region runs from base 26 to 3298 and encodes 1090 amino acids. NCBI's taxonomy places the organism in Eukaryota, Metazoa, Ctenophora, Tentaculata, Lobata, Bolinopsidae. The record is from RefSeq and is a predicted model, not a curated record.
AGGAAUGCAAUGACAGAGAUGAACAAUGCCUGCAAAACUUUCUCCUCAAGAGCUCCUGAACACCAAAUGGGUGGAGAUCAGUACGUCAGACCUUGUGGACUCCACCAGAACUGACUACCACUUCAAUAAACUUCUUCACAGUAAAGAGGUUGUGUACUCACCGGGGCUAUGUAUUGACACAGCAGGAGUUCAGUUCAUUGAAUUAGAUCCAAGAAAACCUUCUGAAGAUGACAAAAAGGAACUCAUUGGUAAAAUAUUGCAAAGUGAGGACGACCUUGCAAGUCACAUCUCAAGCACAACAUUAUUCUCCCAAUAUAUUAGCAAGAAACAGCUUCUUCACGAGAGAAUUUUAUUUGCUGUGUCUCACAAAUAUCAUCAGGACGCAAUUAAAACAGAAGCCAAGCUGUCAAGCUCUAGUGAGUCGAGUGUUGACUUGUCUAGUUCUGAAAUUGUGCACACACCAACUGGAAAUGGACUGCUUCUAGAACUUGGUCUCAAAACAGGUCUGUCCCUGAUGUUCUCCCUCCUAAAACAGUCCUGGGUACAAUCCCAGACUGACGCGUACAGCCUGAGUAACGAUGUGUUGAUAACAGCACGUGACUUGCUCUCCGCUCUUCCUCCACUGUCUUUAGCUAUGGACACUAAGAUCCCUCCUCUCGGCAACCAAACUCUCAGUCAGAUUUGCCAGUUUCUACAAAACACAGUACACGGUAAAUCCAACGCCGAUUCGUACGGACAACAGCUAGCGGCAGAGGUGCUGCUGUGUCUGGUGAUACAGCGCGGAUCACUACACACUGUGCUGGACUGGGUGCGCAUGGCGCGCAGUCCCAGCACCCAGGGGGUCAUGAUAUCAGUUCCUCUGCUCAACCAGGUAGUGCAGCAAAUAGAGUGCAACGUUAGUCUGGAAAUGGGAACAUUUGGAGGUAAAGAAGAAAUCACACUUAACGAUGCGGCUACUGCUCUAAUGAAACAUGUGUGCACCACAGCUACCAACUACAUAGACAUGUGUAUGAGGUGUGAUAGUAAGCCUGACAGCGACCCUGUAAUGCCCUCUGAUGUGUAUAUCUGGGGCUCCAACAGCUCCCACCAGAGUUUCUUACAGCUAGCUGAGGGGAGUCAAGAAAAGAUUUUAGUAGCGAAACAAACGGAAUGUUUUGCGGGGUCCCAAUAUGUUGAAGCCGGACAAUACUGUACUUUUACUAUAGGUCAGAGUGGUGAGAUACAAGCCUGUGGUAAAGGCAGUUACGGUAGACUCGGACUAGGUGACAGCACGAACCAGGCCCAACUGAAACCCCUCUCGUUUGAUCCUCCUGUCUCUAUUGUAAAGAUUACUUCCUCUAAAGGAUCAGAUGGGCACACCCUGGCUCUGACUAGAGAUGGCGCUGUCUAUACGUGGGGCGACGGAGAUUACGGAAAGUUAGGCCACGGUAACACCAGUACACAGAAGACACCAAAACUACUUCUCGGCCCACUGUCAGGGAAGGUAGUAGUCAAUGUAAGCGCUGGGUAUAGGCACAGUGCUUGCGUUUGUGAGGACGGGACUCUGUGGACGUGGGGUGAGGGAGAUUAUGGAAGAUUGGGACACGGAGAUACACUUAGUAGAGAUAGCCCUAAAUGUGUUGUUGAUAUCAAUAAUGUAGGACAGGUUUCGUGCGGCAGCUCCCACACUUUGGCGGUGUCUAAAGACGGAAGGACGACAUGGUCAUUUGGCGGUGGUGAUAACGGCAAGUUAGGACACGGUGAUACUGCCAGAGUUUUCAGACCAAAGGUUAUAGAAGCGCUGAGUGGAGUAGUUGUAACCAAGCUCACUUGCGGUUCUCAGUUCUCCAUGGCACUCACUGCCAUCGCUCAAGUUUACACUUGGGGCUCCGGACCAUGUCUAGGACAGGGAACCCCAGACGCAACAGAGCUGACACCCCGCAUAGUGGAAGAGUUGCUGAACUACCGGAUAAUCGACAUCAGUGCAGGAGAUAGUCACGCACUGGCGCUGACUCACGACAGUACUGUUUACGCGUGGGGCAACAACUCUGUGGGACAGUGCGGACAGGGUAACUGUCACAGUCCAGUAUCCAAACCACGGAAAGUAGCCGGUCUGGAGAAUACUCCUAUACAUCAGAUAAGUGCGGGAACAUCUCACUCAGUUGCCUGGACUGCUAUACCCACUGAUAGAAAGGUACUAACGUGGCAGAAACCUUACUGUAUUCAGCUUAAACCUGAGACUUUCAGCAUGCUGUAUACCUUCAUGGUAGAGCUCAACAACGAUCAAAGUGGGGACCUGAAUCAGGAGUUCCUCUACUUGUGUCUCAAGCUGCUCAAAGCUCACUUGGAGUUAGCGGUUGCAGGAUCCAUGUCACAAGGACAGAUAAUGGGAAGACAGGCUGCCUUACUUAGAGACAUGUUAUUUAACAUGUUGGACUGUCAGCUCCCUGACGAUAUCCACAAACUGGUUCGUGACACUCUGGUAAUGGGAUCUCCAGUCCUGCUCCCUGCCCUAGAAGAGAGAAUGCUGCUGCUGAACACACUGUUACCCGAGAGAUGGGACACUUUGUCACCUGGGCACUCUCUCCAGUUAACACUUGUACUGAACAGCUUUUUGGAGGAUUGCCAAGUUACCCAGCUUCUUGGCCUAACAGACUCAAGGAAAGAGAAGAGAAGUUUGUCUGCCUCGUUAAUGAAGCUGCUUUUGAAGAUGACGUCAUCACACACAAACACUCUUCUGGAUUGUGUGGAGGAAGAAUCCAUCUCCUCUAUUGCUGAUAUACACGUGGAGAAUAGCAAGUGUCCAGUUCCCCCUCACCAUCUUUACAAGCUACUACUCUGUCUACAUAAACAUAUCCUGGCUUUCUGCUACGCUAAGGGUCCCUCAGAAGCAGGUUCAGUGCUAGAACUGCUGCGAGAUCACGUCAAGCUGUUGCUUAGUAACGCUCGUGAUCUGAUAAACAGAUGUACUGAAGUGAUAAAAGCGCGAGGAGUCGAUCAUACUGUAGUUGAGGGUAUCAUCUACCCCUCCCUCCCGGGACAGAUCCUCCACCAGCUCCUAUACGGUCUCCUCUCCCUACCACCAACAUCCCUCAAACCUCUCCUCCCUGACGCUACAGCUCUCCUCAUCUCCCUCGACACCCUCGCUCAGAGUAUCUCAAGUCUGGGGGUUACCGAGAGUGUGGAGCUCGCUGAGGAUCUUAUCAGAGUUUGUUGUAUAAGAUUGAAGGAAAAAGUUGGUGAGUGUAUGAAACAUGUGGGUCUUACUAAAUCUGCCAAAAAUUGGACAGAUUCUCAAUGUUGGGUUUCCAAUUUUUAAACGAAGGACAUGAGUUCAAGCUGUAAAGUUAAACCGUAUUUUUAUUAUUCU